AUGCAGCUCAAAAACACACUUGAAAUUUCGCCCCUCUCUGGUAAUAUUCCAUUCUUUGCUGCUGCCACGACUAGCAAGGAUCCCGCUCAGAAUCACUCUUGCUCGAGAUACAGGGAUAAUAUCGAUUAUUUUCCGAUGACAAGCUCCUCACAAAAAAUCGUGGACUCGAACGACGAACUUAUGAUUUCCCAAGAUUUUGGCUACCAGUCUUCCAACAAUAUCGUCUCCUCCCUCGACACCGUCACUCACUCCUCCGCUGCACUUGUGAAACACGAAGUCCAACCAGGGGGCUCUUCGAAGGAGAAAUCUAUCGCGUCGAGAAGAUCGAGAGCGACUCAUGUUUCCCAGCCUGACUUCAAGAAGGAUGCUAGGAGCAUCGCACUCUCCGUCUUUAACAUGAUGAAUUUGGUCAUCGGCGGCGGUGUGAUCGGACUUCCUUUUGCUGCCGCACAAUUUGGCUAUGUUGGCUUCACGAUGGCCAUAUUUACGGUCGUCAUUAUUGCCUGUUGUACGCAGUAUUUCAACCUUUCGGCCGCUCAACACUUAGAGAGGAUAGAUCCUUUAAUUAUUCCUGGCUACGAAGAACUAGGAUACCUUGCUGCAGGAAACAAAAUAUUGGGUAAACGGAUCGUCUCCGCAAUUGUCAUGUUUCACACGUUCACCUGUUGCUGUGCAUAUUCCUUCGUCAUCCGCAAAGAGUGCGGCCCCAUUCUAGCGAGGUUAAUAAACCUCGUCUCUGGAAGCGAAACCGUAAAUCUUGCUACCCUACGAUCCGACGGUGGCGUCGAAGGAAGAUGGUACCUAAACGAAAAAACUCUCGUCGGCUUGUUUAUCGCCUUCAUCAUCACACCACUCGCCUGUCUUCGAAACGUGAAAAAUCUUGGUUACACCUCCGCUAUUGCCAUUUUCGCCAUCAUUUUCUUCGUCGUUACUGUCAUCACCCAAAAAGACUUUGCUGCCGGCCAAUGUCCGUUGGAAUAUCCUGAAAGUUGUGAACAUUGCCCUGAAACCACACAAGAAUGCGAAGCUCAUCCAUUCCGACUCAGUUCUGACGCUAUCUAUUCGCUCCCAACUCUUCUAUUUUCUUUCGAAUGCCAUGGAACGAUGUUGCCGAUCUACUGCGACCUUCGCCGAAAAUCGAAAGGAAAAAUGAUGAAGAUCAUCCUUGCAUCUCUACUCUUGGUCGUUUCCGUCUAUACGAUUACUGCUGUGUUUGGCUACUUUUCUUUCUUCAACCACGUCAACGCCGAAUUCCUGCUUAUGUUCGAAUACCUUAAAAUGGACAGUGCUUCUACUGAGAUCCAAGUUGUUAUUGCCAAGUUCAUGAUGGUCCUCGUUGUCACUUUCUCCGCGCCUCUUUUCUGCUUCGUUCUCCGAAAGUCGAUCUUCCUCAACAUUUUCCCAGAAGAAGAGCCUGAAUUUAUCGCUGGCAAGUACCAUUACGGUGUGACUGUCACCAUCAUGGCAAUCAUCUACUGUAUCGUGGUGUCAGUUGAAGAUCUCAAAAUCUUCUUCGCGAUGGGAGGCCAGAUUUCCGCAACGAACCUCAUGAUCGUCUUCCCUUCACUAUUUUUCAUCUUUAUCUGCCACAAGGACAAAAAAUUGAGUUUGAAAACGAUGCUACCCUGGAUCUUAAUCAUGUUUGGCAUCUUCAACCAGACGGUCAUGACUUACAUCAUCGUCAGCAAAGAGCUCGAGAACUCUGCACACCACGGAAACACUACUGCCCACUAA
Oikopleura dioica is the source of this 1734-nucleotide messenger RNA. Lineage: Eukaryota; Metazoa; Chordata; Appendicularia; Copelata; Oikopleuridae. The record is from the annotation of a GenBank genome assembly.